Molecule: messenger RNA, 2198 nt
Organism: Macadamia integrifolia
Lineage: Eukaryota; Viridiplantae; Streptophyta; Magnoliopsida; Proteales; Proteaceae
Product: xylan glycosyltransferase MUCI21-like
Exons: 3
Coding region: 389-1990 (533 amino acids)
Molecular function (GO): glycosyltransferase activity
Source: RefSeq, a predicted model, not a curated record
CAUUUGACCGUGUGCAGGACACCACAUCACAACCAGUUGUUUAUUUGAAGCCACCCCCUUCUUUCUUCUCUGCUUCCUUCUAUACUGUCAAAGCCUACCCUAUAUAGAAGAUCAAAGGAGGAGGAGGAGAAGAAACAGCGCAGAAGUUAGGACACCACGCCACACACCCAGUAGUUUAAAGCCUCCUUCGCCUGUUUUCUCUUCUGUUCCCCUCUCGUGGACUCUCAAAGCCUAGCCUAAGUAGAAGAACAACGAAGGGGGAGAAAAAGAAACAGCUCAGAACUCAGAACCCAGAACCAACAAGUAAAGCAACAGCUUUUUUUUUUUUUAGUCAUUUCUCUUCAUCUGGGUACCAAAGUGUCAAACGAGGAGAGAGAAAGAAAGAGAAAUGGGGCAACAUCACCGUUAUCAUCAGCCUAGACAGGUUGAAGAAGACGGAGAAGAUGACAGAGAGUACUCCCCUACCCUUGUUCUUGAUUGGGGAACCAAUGGUUUUUACAAGAGAACAAAGCGCAAGCUACUCCCUUUGCUCUUCCUCUUCUCAUUUGUGUCUUGCAGCUUAAUCUUAGUCCCUCAGCUUUUCAGCUAUUCUGAAACUCUUUCCUUCCUCCAUUCCUUCCAGCUGGGAAGCGAUGGACCUAGUGCUGAUCAGAAAGCAGAACCGCUCCCUUCUUCAACCUCUGAUGAGGCCCUUCUUUGCGAUAGGAGAGCAUUUCGCUAUGAUACCUGUUUAAUGAAAGGGGAUAUAAGGAUUCUUGCUGCUUCUUCUUCUAUUAUAAACUAUCUUCCAUAUGGCGAUCAUAAUGAGCAAGCACCAUUCUUCAAUGAAGAUGUAGGAUUAGAAGAAGUCGAAGAAGAGGAACUACAUCACGAGAAAAUUAAGCCUUAUACUCGCAAGUGGGAAACGAGCGUCAUGAAUACCAUUCGUGAUGUUGAGCUUAUUGUGAAGAAGUAUCAUCUUACCCCUCGCCAUGAAUGCGAUGUUCGACACACUGUUCCUGCUGUGAUUUUCUCUACAGGUGGCUACACUGGUAAUGUCUACCAUGAAUUCAAUGAUGGACUUAUCCCUCUUUACAUAACCACUCAACACCUCAAGAAGAAAUUUGUGAUUGUUGUCGCCGACUACCAUCGUUGGUGGUAUAGUAAAUAUGGAGAUAUCCUCUCCCAUCUCACUGAUUAUCCCCCAAUCGAUUUUUAUGGAGACUCAAGAACCCAUUGCUUCCCUGAAGCCAUUGUUGGUCUCAAAAUCCAUGAUGAGCUCACUGUGAAUGCAUCCUUUAUGCCGGGGAAAGAGAGUAUUAGAGAUUUUCGCAAUAUUCUAGACAAGGCCUAUUGGCCUCGGAUAAAGGGCAUAAUUGAAGAGGAGGAGGGAGACAGAGUGGCUUCAUUGUCAUCAUCAUCACCAAUUCCAUUAGAAGAAGAAGUUCAAGGACCAAAGAAAUGGAAGCCAGUACUGGUUAUCAUAUCUAGAAAUGGAUCCAGAUCGAUAACUAAUGAAGCUGAAAUGGUGAAAUUGGCAGAAGAAAUUGGUUUCCAAGUUGAAAUCUUGAAGCCAGACCCUACAACCGAGCUGGCAAAGAUUUAUCGGGUUCUCAAUAAUAGUGAUGCUAUGAUCGGUGUACACGGUGCUGCUAUGACGCAUCUCCUGUUUAUGAGGCCUGGAACUGUAUUCAUCCAAGUUAUCCCUCUUGGUACUGACUGGGCUGCUUAUACUUACUAUGGUGAACCUGCAAUAAAGCUUGGUCUCAAGUAUGUUGGCUAUAAAUUACUACCAAAGGAGAGUUCCUUGUAUGGAGAGUAUGAUAGAAAUGAUCCAGUCCUCACAGAUCCUGAUAGUGUGAAUGCCAAAGGUUGGCAAUUCACUAAGAAGAUCUAUCUUGAUGGCCAGAAGGUUAAACUGGAUCUCAAAAGAUUCCGCAAGAGAUUGGCUCGUACCUAUGAGCACACCAUUGCCCAAAGAACACGAAUGCAACGACAAAACCCACAAUGAUCUUCAAAGCUUCCAGUCUUUCCUUAAUCUGGUCUUUCUCUACCCAUUACUUAAUUGUUUGAUACCACUGUUCCAUUGAAUUUCAUAUGUUCAACAUAAGAAAGAAGAUUGUAAAGCUUUUGUAUGUAGUGAUCUGUUUCUCCUGUCUCUUCUUUUGUAUACCUGUACAAAAUAAAGAAGAAAAAAAUAGGCGCCCAAUUUUUAUUUA